AUGAAGAUUAAUGGAAAAGACAUUGCCACUAGGGGAGCACUUGAAAACCAAGUGGGACUGGUGGAAUGUGCGGUGCUUUCUUGCACAGGCGCUACUGCACACAGCAUCAGGCGUCGGGCUCUGUUGCAGUUCAAUAAUGUAAUCAAGUGCAUCAUCCCUGGGAGUCAUCCCUUCAAAGAUUACAGCAACUAUGGCUGCUACUGUGGCUUUGGAGGCUCAAACACUCCAGUGGAUGAGUUAGAUAGGUGCUGUCAGACUCACGACUACUGCUAUGAUCGGGCCAAGGAGCUGAAAAGCUGCGGAUUCCUAGACAACCCCUACAUCGCCUUCUACUCGUACUCCUGCUCCAGGAAUGAGAUCAUCUGCAGUGACAAGAACAAUGCCUGUAACGCCUUCAUCUGCAACUGUGACAAACAAGCAGCCAUCUGCUUCUCCAAUGCCCCAUACAACAAGAAGAAUAAAGGCAUUCACUGUUAGACUUGUCUCCUCAGUUACUGCCUACACCACCCCUGCCUGCCUGGUUGUGUUCACCAUACACUGUACCCUCUAAUAAAGCAUGUAUUUAAAGAGCUGG
This is a messenger RNA of Mesocricetus auratus (golden hamster), 574 nucleotides long. RefSeq names its product phospholipase A2, minor isoenzyme-like. Lineage: Eukaryota; Metazoa; Chordata; Mammalia; Rodentia; Cricetidae. Gene Ontology annotation, molecular function: signaling receptor binding; phospholipid binding; calcium ion binding. The record is from RefSeq and is a predicted model, not a curated record. Bases 1 to 477 code for a protein of 158 amino acids. Gene Ontology annotation, biological process: phospholipid metabolic process; positive regulation of fibroblast proliferation; arachidonate secretion. The transcript is spliced from 4 exons.